Molecule: messenger RNA, 1680 nt
Organism: Kockovaella imperatae
Lineage: Eukaryota; Fungi; Basidiomycota; Tremellomycetes; Tremellales; Cuniculitremaceae
Product: regulator of chromosome condensation 1/beta-lactamase-inhibitor protein II
Exons: 6
Coding region: 1-1680 (559 amino acids)
Biological process (GO): mitochondrial respiratory chain complex III assembly
Cellular component (GO): mitochondrial inner membrane
Source: RefSeq, a predicted model, not a curated record
AUGUCCUUCACCGCGUCAUCCUCGCGCGUUCUUCGAUCGCGAGCCAUACCGCUGGUAGCCGCGUCCACCUUAUCGAUAUCGAUCUACGCGGUGUACAAUUACUCAUUCCCUUUGAGAGCCGACUCCGAGACGCCGCCAGCGCCCUCUGCUUCAUCUACAUCAGCUCUCAUAAAACGUCAAAAUGCCAUUCUGGCAGCGUCACCUGGACCACACACACCGAUAGCUUGGGGCACCAACCGCUACCUGACCUUGUCAUCUGAUCAAUCCACCACUGUCUUAAAGAAGCCCACACCAUUAUCUCGACUUGGAUCCACGCCGUACCGUGAUAUUGUGCUUGCGGAACAGUAUGGUGCUUGUGUGGAUGCGAAUGGAGAUUUGUGGAUGUGGGGAGCGGGAUACGACCCAUCAGGCGAGAUGGGAAAAUCUCUAAAGGGCAAGCUGAUUGCGCUCAGUUCAAGUGGAAAGCUUUACGCCGUUUCUGCGUCUAAAGCGUUCCAGGAUCAGAAAAUCUACAAGGAAGAAAUGUCAUGGUGGUCUUGGCUCUUUGGCUCAUCACCAGGUGUGGAUUUCAUUGAGCUCAAACCCGAAUCUAGCCUGAAACGUGGAGAGAGGUGGAAGAGCGUCGCUGUCGGCACCCAUCAUCUUCUAGCAGCGACAACUAAAGGUCGAACAUUCUCUCUACCCUUGACCCCGGCUGCAAACUCCCACCGUCAACUAGGCACCAACGAAGAAUUUAGCACAUCUUUCCCCGUUCCUUCGUCCCCGCAAGCGCUCAGUAAGGUCUCUGAGCUUCCUCCGGAAUCAGACAUCCGGUUCGCCACCAGGUUGAAGGAGAUUCACCUGCUCAAAGGCAUCAACGUAGCUCAAGUUGCGGCCUCUGACAGGACGUCAUUCAUGCGAACAUCCAAUGGGAAAGUCUUGGGCUUCGGAGCGAAUGAAGCUGGGCAAAUCGGUCUUGGAACAGGUGGCACGAUCGAGAUAAUCCAGGUUCCCGUGGAGAUAGUUCUGGCGAAGAACUACCCAAGCGGUACCUCUGUGGAAUGUAUCGAUGUCGUUGCGGCAGGUCAAUCGACAUUCUUCACCGUGAGGCGGGCAACGCCGGGCUCCAGUACCCUGAUCGACUUACUCUCCUGUGGAAAUGGUAUGUCGGGAUCAUUGGGCAACGGUCUGUGGUCAUCGGCUGGAUUCGCUCCCGUCAAAGUGAAAACCGUCAGUGGUCUCCAAGAAUACUCUGAAAAGACGAAAUCAUUCGUUCCCGUCGAAAUCCACUCCAUCUCCGCCGCUCCAUCAUCUGCCGCUCAUGUCUUCGCAGUGCUUGACACAGUAGCCCAAGCUGACAAGGAUGGCUUACAGAAGGGUCUCUACGGGCGCGACGUAAUGGUAUGGGGAGGUAACGGGGACUAUCAACUGGGGAACGGAAAGCGAUCGAGUCUAGCCGUCCCUCAACAUCUCCUGCCGAUAAUUCCAAGGCUCUUGAGUGGUACCGCUGCAGUGACCGCAGAAUCAGGUCUGAGCUCGGGCACUCUGUCGCCCAUGCCUCACUCUCGGCUCCAGCUGCAUGACGGCAAAGCUAAUGCCUAUGAUCCAGAAGGCAAGCUUUUGAAGAGGAACGUGAAGUAUGAGGAGACAGUAGUGGCAGGUUGGAACGCAUCAGUGUUGUACAAUAAGAUCAAGCUUUAG